AUGCUGGAGCACGGGAAGGCGUCUUCGUGGCUGCAGGCGCCGGCGCUGCACAACAGCAGCUGCUCCGCGAGGCCCGCCUCCGGGGGCGCGGGGGCGGCGGCCGGGGGCGGCGUCACGCUGUGGGCCGUCACGCAGUCCAUGCUCGUCCUGCUGCUCUCCGUCGCCAUCCUGGCCGCCAACCUCACUGCCAUCGUCGUGCUCAACAGCCGCAGAUACUCCAAGUACAUACACGCACAGCCGCGCUACCUGCUGACGUCGCUCGCGAGCAACGACCUGGCCAUCGGGCUGCUGGUGACGCCGUUCGGAGUGCUGCCCGCCGUCUACCGCUGCUGGCCAUACGGCGAGAUCUUCUGCCAGAUACAGUCGCUGCUGCGAGGCGCGCUCCGCCAACAGAGCGCCGUCAUCUUGAUCUGCAUGGCCAUCGACCGCUACAUGUGCACGCUGCACCCCUCCAGGUACCACCGGCACUCCAGCAAGAAGGAAGAAGGUACAACAAACGUUCAGUUAAGGCCUCCAUUGCCUACAGUAAACUGA
Messenger RNA from Schistocerca serialis cubense, 534 nucleotides. Its product is annotated as trace amine-associated receptor 1-like. Gene Ontology annotation, molecular function: corazonin receptor activity. Lineage: Eukaryota; Metazoa; Arthropoda; Insecta; Orthoptera; Acrididae. The transcript is spliced from 4 exons. Gene Ontology annotation, cellular component: membrane. Gene Ontology annotation, biological process: neuropeptide signaling pathway. The record is from RefSeq and is a predicted model, not a curated record. The coding region runs from base 1 to 534 and encodes 177 amino acids.